CACUUCUUCUUUUCCUUUUUCUCUAUUCUGCAACCACAGAUUUCUCCACGUUUGGUCAGGAAAGUUCAUUCGUGAUGAGGAAUGCCACUCCGCUCGUUUUCCUUCCCGUGCGCCACGCGCUUUGUACAAACUUCACGAUCCUUUCAUUCGACUGCUGUGAGGAGGAGCGGUAGUCAGCAAAAUCACUAUGAGACUUUACAGGUGUCGCCAGGAGCUACACCAGCUGAGGUAAAGAAAUCUUUUUACGCCCUCUCCAAAACCCACCACCCAGAUCGGAACCCCAAUGAUCCUGAAGCCUCCUCUCGCUUUGUCGCCAUCUCUGACGCCUACGCCACCCUCGGCACGCCAGCAAAGAGACAAGAAUACGAUCGCUCACUCAAUCUGCACUCACCCGACAGCAAUUCACACCACCGACCCCAUGGCUCUUACCACUCCUCAGGCCCAGCAGGUGGGCGCCCCGCCAGCGGCCUAAGCAGACGCCGUACGCAAUUCCAGGGCCCGCCACCAAGUUUCUACCGCUCAGGAGGAUGGGGGGCACAGAGCGCAAAGCGCAAGGCAGCACAGGAUUCGCAUGCCGAGUCGCCGGCCGGGGCAGCGGGCAUGGGACAUGGCCAGAAGCCUUGGGGGCAUGAUGAGACGCAUGACGUGCCGCAUUUUGAUCGCGACGGCCAUUAUCGCACGCAGGAGAACCAUAGUCGGAGGUGGCAGAGGAGGAGGGGGAUGGAGGAUGGGCAGGUUCCGGCGGGGGAGAUGCCGAGGAGCAUGUUGGCAAACUUCUUUUUCGUGGGGGGAAUCAUCAGUCUGGGGGUGUUGGUGCCCAGUCUGCUGUUUGAGAAUAUGAGAAAGAAAGAGAAAUGA
Messenger RNA from Cadophora gregata, 858 nucleotides. RefSeq lists its product as uncharacterized. The record is from RefSeq and is a predicted model, not a curated record. Bases 82 to 858 code for a protein of 258 amino acids. The transcript has 2 exons. NCBI's taxonomy places the organism in Eukaryota, Fungi, Ascomycota, Leotiomycetes, Helotiales, Ploettnerulaceae.